Molecule: messenger RNA, 3861 nt
Organism: Bursaphelenchus xylophilus (pine wood nematode)
Lineage: Eukaryota; Metazoa; Nematoda; Chromadorea; Rhabditida; Aphelenchoididae
Source: the annotation of a GenBank genome assembly
AUGGGGGAAGAACCGUUGAAAUAUCAGCAUCAUCCUUCAUUCAUUCGAUUGUUUGAACAAGAAAUGACCAUUAUGAUUGAGGAAAGACCGGGAUUCUUGAAUGAAAUUGUCGACAGAUUGGGUAAGCACACCACAUUUUGUCUUAAGAGGAAAUGAUUGUAUAUUUGUGAGUUUAUAAUUUAGAUUCCGAGUUUAAGAAGAAAAUGGAGAAGGCAAGAAAUCCUAAAAGAGAUGUUAUGCAUGCUAUGAUGUACUGUUCAUCUCCAGAACGCGAUGAACUGUAUGUUUGGAUGCAAAGAGAACUUUUAAGACGUAAGAAUAAUUUUUAUAUUAUGCAUUGGACUAUUUAGAUUACCGUAACGAUGACUUUAUACGAGAAAUGCUGGAAACUCGCCCCGAAGAAGCGGAAUUUGAUCUGUUCUUCGACGACGACUUCAAGUUGGAUUUUGUGGCCGCAUGUCUCGAUCCAAUCGACUGGGCCAAGCAAGCGGAAUGUCUUCAAGUCGAUGCGUAUAAGGACAUCUUGAACAGAACCAAUGGUGUUUAUGAUCACAUCAAACAUAACAAGGAACAUUUAAGUACGGCACGACAAGAGAGAAAGAAAUUGUCUUGGGGAUGUUACAGGCUGACGGCCAAUUACAUUAUCAGAUCCAUGAUGUAUUCCAAACCUGGAGAAGUUAAUAACAGGGAGAGGAAUUGGUUCUGGGACUUCAUCUAUAUUAUCUAUCAAAGUGGAGUUGGAAACAGGACUAUCUUGCCGUUCAUUGCCCCCGAUAUUAUUCAGAGAAUGGGUAAGGGGCUUGGGUUUUGGUAUUUGAUGUUGUUUUAUUCUCCAAGGUCGAACCUAUUUUGUGGAUUUUAUAUUGAUUUAUAUUGUUUUAGACGAGUACAUUAGCCGAAUUACGGCUCGAGUCGACGAUUUUGCAAUCGCAAAUGAAGAGGAUAUGAUCAAAGAGAACGAAAUUGUCUAUGAGUUCCGACCGCAAAAGAGUUACCAACCGGAAAUGGAAUUCUUGAGACAAGAUGACGAUGAUGUUGAUAGUGAUCUCAAACUCCGAGGAUACCAGCUGGAGUUGGCAAAACCCGCCAAUAAUGGGGAAAAUUGCGUGGUUUGUGCUCCCACUGGCGCUGGAAAGACAAUUGUGGCCAUAGAUGUCAUCAAAAAUCAUCUUCAAAAAUUCGAAUUUGAUUCUUUUGGAAUGGAGCAGGAGAAAACCAGAGCCGUAUUUAUUGUUCCCACAGUGCCGUUGGUGAAUCAGCAGAUGAAGUCGCUCCGAAUUUAUCUUAAGCACAAAUGGGUCAUCAACGGAUUCUAUGGCGGCGAUAGAUACGACGGUGCCACCAGUAGAUUCCAAGCCAUCCUGAGAUCUCACGUCAUCGUUAUCACUCCACAAUUGCUACUCAACAUGUUCAAAAGUAUUCUGAAGACUGAGAGAUUGUUUGUCUCCGACUUUUCGUUGGUCAUAUUCGAUGAGUGCCAUCAUUGCACGGCAAACCAUCCAUACAAAAGUAAAUUUUUAUUUCUUUUGAUGAUUUUUGGAUUAGGGUUUUGAUUUUUUUCGUAGUUUUGAUUAAAAUAGUGAUGAAACAAUUUGACUUUAGUGAUCAUGGAGUAUCUGACCAGUUCGCCUUCUCCAUUGAAACCUCAGAUUGUUGGUCUGACAGCCUCUUUGGGAAUCGGUGGAAACGAUGCAAGGGAUAAGGAGAGCGCCGCUGAACACAUCUUGAAGAUGUGUGUGGCAAUGACUGCUACAAGCCUGAGCACGGUCAAGAAUCCAGACAAUCUACAGGAGCUUCGUAGCCAUGUUUCUCCACCAGUUGAUGGUGAGGCCAAAAAAUUAAAUAUUUAGAUUGUAGUUAUGGUAAAUGAAUAACUAAGUUUGAAUUUUAGAGGUCAUUAAAUGCCGCAGACCCAGCAAUGAUCCCUUCAGAAGCACUGUUGCUGAAGUUUUGUUAUAUUUUUUCAAUCGAUUGGAGCCGGUCCUCAAAAAAUAUGCAAAUUUGAUGAGAGAAAAAGACGAAAAGGUCUAUAAUAAACUGAAGAACUUGACGUUUAAUCGUCAGAGCUCCAUGGGAUGGGAAAGGAAUUUGGAUCUGAUCAGAGAGAGCUUUGCGACCUCCGAAGACAAUGAGAAAAUGGUUUACGUGAACACGAUGAUCGACCACAUGAAGCUGUACAUGUUCUCCUUGAAGAUGAAUGAUCUUCUCCCUGCAUUCUACGCAUAUAAUUAUUUGAAUCAGGAAAUGGCCAGGCUUGUGAACAACACAUCAGAACAUAACAGAGAAUUUUUGCAGCUUUUCAUGGGUAUGUUGAUGUCUUUUCGUCUUUAGGAAGAUGAUUUCCAAGAAUAAUAAAAAAUUUAGAGAAAAGAGAGAAAUUGAAGUCGAUUGCCUACUCGGACAGCGGACAAGGAAAGGAAAUUGUCGCCAAGUUGGUUGAGAUCCUCGAAGCUGCGUACACGGAGAAUCCAACCACUCAGUGCUUGAUUUUCUUGGACCGAAGAUCAACUACUCAAACUCUGGUCGAAUUUAUAUUGAGAUCCAAGAGAAUUGGCCGACUUAUGGGUGGAUCCAAAGACUUUGCAAGACAUCUCACGUCCAGCAAUCAGUCCGCAAAGAAUGGAGGAAUGAGCUCGGCCGAGCAGAAAAAUAUCAUCAGAAAUUUUGAUAGGGGUAGGUGGGAUGGGAGGGGUACGGCAGUUUUAAUCUUUCAAACGUGCACGGUUUAACGUCCGAUUUAAGGCAUUAUCAGGAUCCUGGCGGUAACCUCAGUCGUGGAAGAAGGUCUGGACAUUGCGGCUUGUAAUUUGAUCAUCAAAUAUAACAGCACGGGGUCUGAGAGAACAAUGAUCCAAAGAAGAGGACGUGCUCGUGCCAAAGAGUCAAAAGCAAUCCUGUUAGCUCUAGAUGAGGAUGUCGAAGCGAGAGAGAUCAACAACAUGAUGAAGGAAGAACUUUUGAAUAAGGUUAUUUCGGAACUUCAGGUGAGGCCAUGGAUAAUAUAAAAAAUUUUAUUUUUUUUGUUCACUUUGGCUAAUAUGUUUUGAAAUGUAAUGUAAAUUUAGAACAAGGGAGACGUUGCACUGAAAAGAAGUAUCAUGGAGAAAGAAGCAAGAAUAAAACAGAGAUUGAAAGAUGAAGAAGAUGAAAAGAGAAGACAUAGAGAUCAAUUGGCCGAAAAGAAGUACAAAAUCCGAUGUAACAAUUGCCGAGCGGACAUUUCGGAUACCACUAAGAUCCGUCUCGUCCUGGGAACGUAUUAUGUUGCAGUGAAUAGCGAUAUCUGGACGAGAAUCAGGAUCAGUGACGAGGAUGCAACUGCUGUAAGUUGAUCAAUUUUUGGAGUUUCGAUGAUCAUUUUUGGCGUUGGCAGUAAUUGUGGAUGUUUGUUGUAGAAGGACGCGUAUGUAAUCAAAUGCGGAACCGCGAUCUGUGCCAAAGAAGGCUGUGGCCAUCGCGUCGGGGAGAUCGUCAACUUUGCCGGCGCUUAUUAUCCAGCUUUGAAGAGCGCGCAGUUGAACUUUGAAGAGGAAAAGAAAUAUGGAGAGCCGGAUGUGAGAAUGAACCAGCAAUGGACCAGAUUGACAGACAAUUUCAAUGUCACCGACCUCUCUUACAAAGAUCAGGCAAGUAUAACACAGUGUAUGGCAUAAAGUUUAAUUUUUUGGGCUGAACAGACGUUAAAUGAGCGUGUUAUAGAUUGAAAUGGUCAAUUCCCUGCGAGGUCACUUCAAGACUUUCCAACUUUUGAAAGAAAAUGAAGCUGUGGCCAUCCAAAAGCAAAGAGAAGCCAUGAAAAGGAAGAGGGAAAGGAAAAUGCGGCAAGGAAACUGGUAUGACGACGUUGAUCGCGAGUACUGA